AUUCUUAUUAUUUUUUAGGUCAUUUAAAAAGAUAACUAUAUCACUUUAAAUAAAAAAUAUCACAAAUUGUACACAGAAAAAUUCAUAAUUUAUCGAUAGAACAAUCGUUAACACGUGCAUCACCAGCGCAUUAACGUGGUUUUACGAAUUGGUUAGAUUCUUUGCGUUUGAAUGAAGUAUUUUAUAUAUUCAAGCCAAGAUAUGUCGAUCAUUCAGACCAUACCACAUUUAUCAAAAGGACAAUCAGAUAUACCAUUUAUCAUUCCCACAGUUGGAACUCAUACCGCGCUGAAGAUUUUACAUAAAAUAAAUGAAUUCCGCGCGGAUCGGACUCUUUGUGAUAUCAUAUUGCAAUGCGAUGAUGGCACCAGAAUUUCAGCGCACAGGCUAGUCUUAUCCGCCGUUAGCCCGUAUUUUGAAACCAUGUUUCAAGCAAACAUGGCCGAAAAGGGGCAGCUACUAGUGAAUAUAAAAGGAAUCGACUCUAACACUUUAAGUAUCUUAGUAGAUUUUGCGUACACCACUGAAAUUUCCGUGUCUGUAGAAAGUAUAUUCAACUUAUUAACUGCAGCCAAUAUGUUAUGUUUUGAAGAAGUAGAACAAAGUUGUGUUGAAUUUCUUUGCAGAAGCUUGAGUCUAGAAAAUUGUGUGGAUAUUUGUACGAUAGCCGAAAUGAUCAACUGUGAAGAACUACAUCGUAUGGCAACGUUGUUUGUGUCAAGUAAAUUUCGACAGCUGGUGAAAGACAUAAGCUUCGUCAACCUAACCCCGCUACAGCUAGAGACAGUUUUAAGUAACGAUAACUUAAAUGUGACGUCUGAAGCUGAAGUUUUUGACGCCGUCAUGACUUGGGUACAAUGCGACAAAAUUAGUCGAGCGGAAUAUUUAUCAAUCUUAUUGAGACAUGUUAGGUUCCCUCUUAUGAGUCGAAAAUAUUUGGUUGAUCGAGUGCUGCAUGAAGACCUUAUUAUGCAACAAGAAGCGAGUCGCGAUAUAGUACUGAAAGCACUUGAUCAUCACCUGUUACCAGAGAGAACCGUGAUGGGAGAUUUUGCUUUGAUUACGAUGCCCCGACAGGUUACUAACAGAACACUGUUUGUUCUAGGAGGUGAAGUAAAAGGCAAAGCACGAAGUUCUGUUGAGUGUUUUGAUUUUAUGUCAAAUACAUGGAGACGCGUCACGUCCAUGCUGAUGCCUCGAAAGCACGCAGCAGUCGCAGUGUUGGAUGGUGUCUUGUAUGCUAUUGGUGGCAUCAAUGAUAGCAUGGAUUUGAUUACUUGUGAGAAAUAUGAUCCAAGCACUGAAUUGUGGAGCCCUGUGGCUAGUUUGAAGCAAUGUAGAGGAGCGCUAAAUGUUACUGUGGUUGACGGCUGGCUGUAUGCUUUGGGUGGUUCCAACGGUAAAGAAGCCAUUAAAACCGCAGAACAGUACGAUCCAUUAUCCAAUUCGUGGACAACCCUACCACCUAUGAGAUUACCCAGAAGCCAUUUCGGCGUGGCGGAGCUACACGGUAGAAUAUACGCGAUAGGUGGUUAUUGUGGUAUAUCUGAGGUCGAACAUUGCGAGUAUUUUGAACCUUCUUCUGGUAAAUGGUUUGAAAUCACCGGGCUGAAUAAGUCACGGAUGAAUCACGCAGUUGUUUGUUGUAAAGAACGUAUAUACGCUAUCGGUGGUAAAAAUUCAAUGGGUGUUCUUAAUUCUAUCGAAAAAUUUAAUCCAGAUUUGAACAUGUGGUUGAUUAUUAAAACUAAAGUUAAACUGAGUGUCGGAAUGAAUGCGUGUUUAGGUUUUCAACCGAACAAUGAAUGUGAAGAAGUAUACGUACUUGGUGGAAAAGACAACGACGGUGAAGAGCAAAAUGAAGUGAAACUGAUAAGUUUAAAAUCACCCGACUACGUCGUAAGUAAAAGCGUACCAAUGUUAGAGACUAGAUCAUACGUCGGUGCGGCCCUGUUGUGAAGCAUUGGCGUGUCACGCAUACUAAUGUAAUAAAAGUUAUUUUUAAAUUUCAUUAGUAUUUAUAUUUUUCUUUAAUUUCAGAAGCAAAUGCUUGUGUAAAAAUCAAAAUAUAAUCAACUUACUACUGGCCAGGCACUUCAAAACUUCGUUGCUAAAAGAAUUACCCCAUCAGUUUGUUAAGGGCUGCGAACUAGGUUGUGUUAUUGCUUAAGUUAAAAUAAGACUCGUUUUUUAUGUGGCUGUAUUUUGCGCCAUGACUCAAAUAGCUCACGAGCCUUUUUGUUAGUGCAUGCGCACUUUCAAAACUUACAUAUUUUGUCUAAGUGCGCACAUUCUAACAAAACUCGCGAUGCAGUCAAAUAGAAAGCGCUUAAUAUAUCUUUAGCGUACUACGCUGAAAUAAAUUUGUUUCCAAGUACUGAUUUUUGUGAAUGACUUUCUGAAGAAUGUGUCCUGGGUUUUAAGUUUCGUAAAUUUGACCACUUUUCGCGUGCAUAAAAGUAGUUUUUAAAUAACGUGUUAAAGUGCUUGUAAAAACUUAGGUUUCAAUAUUUUUUGUAGAUAUUUUUUUGUAGAUAUUAAAAACAAUUCCCAAUGGGAAUAUUUGUUACAAAUUAUAGAUCUAUUUAAAAAAAAUCGAUGGAAAUACAAUUAGUCAAGGCUUAUGGAAUUCAAAAAAGUGUUCUUUCUGGCAUUAUCUAUACUUUUAUGUAGUUUUAUACAUGUUGUAAAUAUUACCUUGUCGUCAUAUGUGGCAAUCCAUUUUCUCCAUUUUUGGGAUUCAACGAUAAUAGAAUGCAUAAUAUUUUUUGUUUAUGCUUAAUGUAAUAUAUAAAUCUCAAAUAUUGUUCACUUCAUUCUGUUUACUGUAGUAAGAAAAAGUUAUUACUGCA
This is a messenger RNA of Hydractinia symbiolongicarpus, 2852 nucleotides long. Its product is annotated as kelch-like protein 20. Lineage: Eukaryota; Metazoa; Cnidaria; Hydrozoa; Anthoathecata; Hydractiniidae. The transcript is spliced from 4 exons. Bases 172 to 1959 code for a protein of 595 amino acids. The record is from RefSeq and is a predicted model, not a curated record. Gene Ontology annotation, molecular function: protein binding.